Molecule: messenger RNA, 2193 nt
Organism: Pyrus x bretschneideri (Chinese white pear)
Lineage: Eukaryota; Viridiplantae; Streptophyta; Magnoliopsida; Rosales; Rosaceae
Product: 2,3-bisphosphoglycerate-independent phosphoglycerate mutase-like
Exons: 10
Coding region: 183-1862 (559 amino acids)
Biological process (GO): glucose catabolic process
Cellular component (GO): cytoplasm
Molecular function (GO): manganese ion binding
Source: RefSeq, a predicted model, not a curated record
AGGUCAAAUGUACCAAAAAUCAACGGCGUUAGAUUUGGAAACAAGUCCCUAGCGAGAACAAGCUUCAUUCCGUCUGUUGGGUUCCGUUAUAUAUACCGGCCGCAGGGAGAUCAAGCUCGCAGUUGCUUUCUCGCUCUCUUCAGCUCUUCUGUUCCACAAGAAAAAUCGAGUAAAAAAGGAAAAUGGGGAGCUCAGGAUUCGACUGGAAAUUGCCGGAUCACCCUAAGUUGCCGAAGGGGAAGGUCAUCGGACUCAUCGUUUUGGAUGGGUGGGGCGAGGCCAACGCCGACCAGUACAACUGCAUCCAUGUCGCCGAGACCCCCGUCAUGGAUUCGCUCAAGAAGGGUGCUCCUGAAAGAUGGAGGUUAGUGAGAGCACACGGAACUGCUGUGGGACUUCCCACAGAGGAUGAUAUGGGCAACAGUGAAGUGGGUCACAAUGCCCUCGGCGCCGGGCGUAUUUUUGCCCAGGGUGCUAAGCUUGUUGAUGCUGCACUUGCUUCCGGGAAAAUUUUCGAGGGAGAAGGUUUUAAGUAUGUUAAGGAAUCCUUUGCGACUAACACUUUGCAUCUCAUUGGUUUAAUGAGUGACGGUGGAGUUCAUUCUCGGCUUGAUCAAUUGCUAUUGUUGCUUAAAGGAGCUAGUGAACAUGGUGCUAAAAAGAUCCGUGUUCAUGUUCUCACUGAUGGACGUGAUGUUCUGGACGGUUCAAGUGUGGGAUUUGCAGAAAUCCUUGAAAAUGACCUUGCGAAAUUGCGUGAGAAAGGUGUGGAUGCACAGGUUGCGUCUGGUGGUGGUCGUAUGUAUGUCACCAUGGAUCGUUAUGAGAAUGAUUGGAGCGUCGUAAAACGAGGAUGGGAUGCCCAAGUUCUUGGUGAAGCUCCCUAUAAAUUUAAGCAUGCAGUUGAAGCUAUCAAGACGUUGAGGGCGGAACCAAACGCCAAUGACCAGUAUCUACCUCCUUUUGUUAUUGUUGACGACAGUGGAAAGCCUGUUGGCCCGAUCGUGGAUGGUGAUGCUGUUGUUACAUUCAACUUCCGUGCUGACCGUAUGGUUAUGAUUGCCAAGGCGCUUGAGUAUGCCGAUUUUGACAAGUUUGAUCGAGUUCGAGUCCCAAAAAUCCGUUAUGUCGGUAUGCUUCAGUAUGAUGGUGAGCUGAAGCUUCCAAGUCGUUACCUUGUAGAACCCCCAGAGAUUGAUAGAACAUCUGGUGAAUAUCUUACGUACAAUGGUGUCCGCACUUUUGCCUGCAGUGAGACUGUUAAGUUUGGCCAUGUCACUUUCUUCUGGAACGGCAAUCGUUCUGGUUAUUUUAACGAUAAAAUGGAGGAGUAUGUGGAAAUUCCAAGCGAUAGUGGAAUCACAUUCAACGUCCAACCAAAAAUGAAGGCAGUCGAGAUUGCUGAAAAGGCCAGGGAUGCUAUUCUUAGUGGAAAGUUUGAGCAGGUUCGUGUUAACCUUCCAAAUGGCGACAUGGUGGGGCACACAGGCGACAUUGAGGCCACAAUUGUUGCUUGCAAGGCUGCUGAUGAAGCCGUCAAGAUAAUUCUUGAUGCAAUCGAGAGGGUUGGUGGAAUUUACGUCGUCACUGCUGAUCAUGGUAACGCUGAGGAUAUGGUGAAGAGAAAUAAGACCGGGCAACCUCUUCUCGACAAGAGUGGCAACAUUCAAAUUCUUACUUCCCAUACUCUACAGCCAGUCCCAAUUGCAAUUGGAGGUCCUGGACUUGCACCCGGAGUCCGUUUCCGCAAGGAUCUUCCUAGCGGCGGGCUGGCCAAUGUUGCUGCAACUGUGAUGAACCUGCAUGGAUUCCAGGCUCCUAGCGACUACGAGCCAUCCCUCAUCGAAGUUGCUGAUAACUAGGAAGGCCAGAGAAAAGAACUCACUCUAGUUUUUCCUAAAUUUUGACUUAGGUUUACGAACGCCAUGGAAAGAGGGUUGUCGGUUACGGUUUGUUUAUUAAGUAAGUUCGAACAAUGUCUGCUCACAGUAGCUUCCGUGGGCGAGUACGCUAAUUGGAUCAUUGUCUAAGGAGAAUGACAGAACAAGAAAGAUACAAAAAAUGGAAUUUUUUUGCUAUUAUUUUAUGCUCUAUCAAUUACCAUUGAGGUUGUGUUGUCUUGAAAUAUCAGUGUAUGAAGGACAAUGUUUUUCGGAUUGAAGGUUUUAAAUCUCAGUUUAUAAUUUUUUUGUC